Calypte anna (Anna's hummingbird) is the source of this 912-nucleotide messenger RNA. It is a transcript of the gene PTER, whose product is annotated as phosphotriesterase related. Gene Ontology annotation, molecular function: zinc ion binding. The record is from RefSeq and is a predicted model, not a curated record. Gene Ontology annotation, biological process: catabolic process. Lineage: Eukaryota; Metazoa; Chordata; Aves; Apodiformes; Trochilidae.
AUGCCUUCCUUGAGAGGGAGAGCACAGACUGUCUUGGGCCCUGUGGAUACAGACCACCUUGGCUAUACAUUGACUCAUGAACUGAACUACAGCAGCUGGUUUUGCCCACCUUCUCCAGGCCAAGAGCCUCUGUCUGAGGGGCCCACUGAGGUGAAGAAUUUGUUUUGGAUAAAAAAUCCUUAUAGCCAUAAAAAAAAUCUUCUUUUGCAUCAGGAAACAGAUGCUGUGAAGGAGGAGCUGUUGCAUUUUAAAGCAGCAGGUGGUGGAACGAUCGUGGAAAACACAACCACAGGAAUUGGUCAGAAUAUGAAUACUUUGAAGAAACUUGAAGAAUGGGUUCAUAUCAUUGCUGGGGAUGGGUUUUAUGUGGAUUCCACUCAUUCUUCUCAAACACAGGCCAUGACAGUGGAACAGCUCACCAGAAUUACUGUUGAUGUGCUACUCGAUGGAGCAGCCAGGACUAAUGUCAAGUGUAGUGUGGUGGGAGAAAUAUGUUGCUUCUGGCCUUUGACUCUGAGUGAUCACAGAGUGCUUCAGGUAGCAGCAUAGGCUCAGUCACAGCUCAGGUGCCCAUCCCAGCAGGAUCCAUCCUGCCAUCUUGGCAGGAACAGUGAUUCACCUUUCCAGAUUAUCCACACUCUUCAGGAAUCUGGGGCUAAUAUUUCUAAAACAGUCAUGUCUCAACUUGACAGGAUUUGUGUGCUGAUCGAUGGAGGCUGUGAAGACAGAAUUCUGAUUGCUUAUGAUGUGCAUGCUAAAAAUAGAUUGAUGAAAUAUGGAGGCCAUGGAUAUUCACAUAUCCUUAGAAAUGUAGCUCCUAAAAUGCUAAUCAGAGGCAUAUCUCAAGAUAAAAUUGGUAAAACAUUUCUAGCAAAUCCAAAGCGGUGGCUGACUUUUAAGCAGGAAUAUUAA